AUGUCCCUCCGCAUAGCCCCUCCCACUCACCAUGCCUCCUACACCGACAACACCAUAGGCCGUAACUACACCUCUACCGGCGCCUCAACCGGAGCGGCACCUCAUCCCAGCAAAGGCGCGCCCUCAGCCCCCGGACUACCAGACACCCUCCGAAACAAAAUCACACUGCAAGCGCCCCACGGCUCCCCUUCAGAGAAUGCAUCUACCAUCCCAACAUCUGCACACCCGCUUGAGGCGCGCCUUUUGGCCUGGCGCGAAACCCAGGAUGCGUUAAAGAUGGAAUCCCUACGACGAGCGUACGGCAUGGCCGAGCCGAUUAGACGUGGGAUGGAGUUGAAGAUUGUCCGUGAUUCGAGUUUUACGCCUAUGCUGUUGGGAGGGCCGAGAAGAAAUGGCGGCAAUUUGCAUGAGGAUAUUUUGGUGCUUGGUGGGCGGGAUACGGAGAUUGGCUGGGAGGAUGUUUUCCAUGGAGAUGAGUUCCGUGAACCCCCGGCCUUCCACGAUGAGAUGGAGAAAAGACUCAAGAUGGACUGGUAG
This is a messenger RNA of Talaromyces atroroseus, 537 nucleotides long. RefSeq lists its product as hypothetical. Lineage: Eukaryota; Fungi; Ascomycota; Eurotiomycetes; Eurotiales; Trichocomaceae. Bases 1 to 537 code for a protein of 178 amino acids. The transcript has 3 exons. Gene Ontology annotation, biological process: proteasome assembly. Gene Ontology annotation, cellular component: cytoplasm; nucleus. The record is from RefSeq and is a predicted model, not a curated record.